AUGAAGCCAACCAGCAGAAAUACGCAUCGCUCGGGUUACCUAUCCUAUUUUCUGCUCGAAUCCACUUUCCUCCUUUUUGCGGAUUUUGCCCAUUAUUUUCCUACUUGUUGUUAUAUACCUUUCUCCGCAUAAUCAUAUUCUAUAUAUAUAUAUAUAUAUAUAUGUUGUUGUUCGUUGUAGAUGACUUUUUGACUACUUCGAAUUUGAAUUUGCAAAUUAUAUAGUGGUAGACGGUAUCUGACUGUCGAACGUGGAGGUACCACCCGGCGGAUCUCGUAGGCGGAGCCAGAAUGUGUGCAUGUUGCAUGCACACGUGUUCCCUCGCCAGAGUCCAUGUG
Molecule: messenger RNA, 338 nt
Organism: Acanthoscelides obtectus
Lineage: Eukaryota; Metazoa; Arthropoda; Insecta; Coleoptera; Chrysomelidae
Source: the annotation of a GenBank genome assembly